UUGCCCGACACCCUCAUGGCCGCCGCCCGCACCCAACAUGGCCGCCGGCGCCUCAGGGCCCGCCCCGCGCGCAUGCGCCGCGCGAUGCUGAGGGCGCUGCUCCGGGAGCCGCCGCCAUGGCGGCCCCGCCGCCCCCCGCCCGGCCUGAGGGGCCCGCUCCGCACCGCCCCGGGGCUUCUGUGCGCUGCUGCCCGCCCGCUCUGCACCGCCCCGGGGCCUCUGUGCGCUGCUGCCCGCCCGCUCUGCACCGCCCCGGGGCCUCUGUGCGCUGCUGCCCGCCCGCUCUGCACUGUCCAGGGACACCUCUGGGGCCCGGCCCGCCCGCUCUGCACCGCCCCGGAGCCACCGCCGGCCACGCAUUAUCGCCUGGUGUACACCUGCAAGGUGUGCCAGACGCGCUCAGCCAAAUCCAUCUCUAAGGCCGCCUACCACCGGGGGGUGGUGAUCGUGACCUGUCCCGGCUGCGGGAACCACCACGUCAUCGCUGACAACCUGGGCUGGUUCUCCGACCUGGAGGGAAAGAGGAACAUCGAGGAGAUCCUGGCAGCCAAAGGGGAGAAGGUGAGACGUGUGGCUGGUGAGGAAGCCCUGGAACUGCUGCUGGAAAGCUCGGCAGAGCCCGGGCCCCCAGGGCAGCUGGCAGAGGGGGACAGCGGGGAAGCCCCCCCAGAUCCUGGCAGCAAGGGACACACCUGACACGGGGGAUUGUGGCCUCUGGGACACACCUGACACGAGGGACUGUGGCCUCUGGGACACACCUGCCAUGUGGGAUUUGGGUCAUUCUGCUUCUGGCAAGAGACUCUUUACCUUCAUUCCCUGACUUCAACUGUUUGUUUUUAAAAUAAACUCGAGUACUGGGUUUUC
Molecule: messenger RNA, 864 nt
Organism: Oenanthe melanoleuca
Lineage: Eukaryota; Metazoa; Chordata; Aves; Passeriformes; Muscicapidae
Gene: DNLZ
Product: DNL-type zinc finger
Exons: 3
Coding region: 16-696 (226 amino acids)
Biological process (GO): protein stabilization; protein folding; protein import into mitochondrial matrix
Cellular component (GO): mitochondrion
Molecular function (GO): zinc ion binding; protein-folding chaperone binding
Source: RefSeq, a predicted model, not a curated record